This is a messenger RNA of Lentinula edodes (shiitake mushroom), 1253 nucleotides long. RefSeq names its product proteasome complex subunit Rpn13 ubiquitin receptor-domain-containing protein. The transcript is spliced from 7 exons. The record is from RefSeq and is a predicted model, not a curated record. Gene Ontology annotation, biological process: ubiquitin-dependent protein catabolic process. Gene Ontology annotation, cellular component: nucleus; cytoplasm; proteasome regulatory particle, lid subcomplex. Gene Ontology annotation, molecular function: proteasome binding; ubiquitin binding; endopeptidase activator activity. The coding region runs from base 123 to 965 and encodes 280 amino acids. Lineage: Eukaryota; Fungi; Basidiomycota; Agaricomycetes; Agaricales; Omphalotaceae.
GAGAGAACCUUUGUGUUACGUAAAUCAUAGCACUGACGCGUCGGCUGAGGUUGGGAUUUUGUGCACCCCCAUCAUCUUCAUAGCUCUUUCAUACCAACGGCAAAUUAACUUCAUCCAAUACGAUGGCCGACUCAGGAACCUUACUUGCUUUCAAAGCUGGAAGAGCUUUCAGAAGAGAAGGCACCAAUUUUGUUGAUCCCUCUCCUGCGAAGGGCGCCAUUCUUCUUCGCAGAGAAGAUGAUCUGUUGCACCUAAUGUGGAAAAAUCGUACCUCUAACGAAGUCGAAGAGGAUCUCAUAUUAUUUCCUUCUGACGCUACAUUUCUCAAAGUAUCUCAAGCUCCAGGUCGAGUCUAUGUCCUCAAGUUUUCCUCUUCAAACCAGAGACACUUUUUCUGGAUGCAGGAUGCCUCCUCCGUCCGGGACGAAGAAUUCGUGAACAAUGUGAAUGGGUUUUUAAUGGACCCUGACUAUGAAGCCUCUUGGGGUUCUUCAUCACAACCUUCUACUUCUACUUCAACUGCUGGCGCUUCUCAAUCUUCCGCGCCUUCUAACUUCCAAGCCACGCCUGAACAGUUGGCUCAACUCCAGCAAUUGUUGACCUCCGCUGUUGGAAGCGGAGCUGCUCCGCCUUCUAAUGUGUCCUUGAAUAAUAUUCUCACCCCCGCGAACAUUACUCCGCUAUUCACAUCCCAUCCUGAUCUCAUUCCGACCCUCUUUCCUCACCUCCCUCCGGAUUUACCAAUGCCUCCUUCCCCUGAGGUUUUGCAGCGAAUAAUAAGCUCUCCGCAAUUUCGUUCGGCCGUGUCCAGUUUCGACCAAGCGCUCAGAACUGGUCUUUUGGGAGGCCUCGUUCGUGGACUUGGCUUGCCUGAAGAGGCGGGCACUGGUAUUGAACCGUUUUUGAGAGCGAUACAAAGUCAGGCUGAAUCAGAAAGAGGAGAAGAUACUAUGGACACUGAUUGAAGAGCUUCUUUGCGCCUCUGUGGACUGUAGUUUGUUGUCAAUGUGUUUGUUCAUCUAGUACGCCUAUACAGACUGGUAUCCUCUUCAGACUUUGUAUAUGGCAGGUGAAGUUUGCACAAUGAUAAGUAAUACUGGCUGUGUGCAGGGUGAAAAAUCAAAAUCCCUAUAUUCGCAGAUGCCACGAGGUCACCCAGCAAAUGAGCACCACAUGUGAGCCAUACUUGAGCUCCCUCCGAGCCGGACGAAGGAGGCCCACAUGCGAAUGCAUGUUACGUAGGAGUCGAGCGC